Molecule: messenger RNA, 543 nt
Organism: Effrenium voratum
Lineage: Eukaryota; Dinophyceae; Suessiales; Symbiodiniaceae
Source: the annotation of a GenBank genome assembly
AUGGCGGAAGUGGCGAUUCAUUUGCACCUCCAUUCGCACGCGCACCCGCCUGGCCCGAUCAACGAUGGCUCGCUGGCAUACAGACUUGAGGACUACCUGCUGUCGGCUUCGUGCCUCAUGGAGCUGAACGCCUUCGCGCAGCGCCACGCUUGGAAGUUCGACGAAGUGGGCCCCAGCUCGCCGAAGCACGACCACCCCCACGACUGGCACGACAUCUUCCAGGACCGAUUCUGCCUUGCGAUGUACGAGAUGAACCAGCAUAUGUCUGUCUUGUCGUCCAUCAUCCCGCAAGCGCAGGAAUACGAGGAAAUGAUGCGAAGAAGGACUGAUCAGUUCCUGGACCGGGAAGGGGUGACAGCGGAGCAAGCUGUGGAAGAAUGCUUUCGGAUGAAGAACGAAGGCAACUCCAAGUUCCAAUAUUUUGAAUACCUGGCCGCAGCCGUCGACUAUCGCAAGUUCCACGCGCUAAUGCUGGAUUUCAAGGAAGGGAGGCGCAACCUGACGCACUGGUGGACUUGCUUGCAGCUGGAGGAAGAUGAUUAG